AUGCCAGUAAAUCCAAGUGCAAUGCAAUCAACCAAUAAUGGUCCCAGGUCACCAUCUAAACCAGGAGCAUCUAGAACAGCCGGAAAUGUGCUGAGACAGCGAAAAACUGCUGCACCCACUACAUCAGUUAGGAACCGUAAUACUGGAACUAGCAGUGGAGGUAUGUGGCGUUUCUACACAGAUGACUCACCUGGAAUUAAAGUAGGACCUGUGCCCGUAUUAGUGAUGUCUUUGUUGUUCAUUGCCUCCGUUUUUAUGUUGCAUAUUUGGGGAAAAUAUAAUAGAGCUUAG
Macrosiphum euphorbiae (potato aphid) is the source of this 291-nucleotide messenger RNA. The record is from the annotation of a GenBank genome assembly. NCBI's taxonomy places the organism in Eukaryota, Metazoa, Arthropoda, Insecta, Hemiptera, Aphididae.